GAGGAGCAGGAGAAGAAGAAGCCGAAGGCGGCAGAACCAAACAGACAUGGCCCAGCAGAGCGACUCCUACUCCGGCUGCAAGCGGCCCUCCGACACCGUCCGGCUGAAGAGGAAAAGAGCCCGAAAUGCAGCGGAGAGUCCCGCGGAGAGCGCCUCUUCUGCGGCCUCUGCCCCCGGCCUCCACCGCGGCUCCAGGAGCAGAGGCACCCGCAGGAACCCCUUCGUGACGUGGGAGACCGCGCUCAGCCGCCCCACGAAGGUCUUAGUUGUGGAGGAGGACCGGGGGGUUCGGGAGGAGAGGUCCGCUCUGCUGAGGCUGAUGGCCGCGGAGAGGACAGCGGGGGACCGGCCACCCGGAGCCCGCGGCGCUCAGAAAAGCCUCCCUGAAGACGUUUCUCUGCUGGAAACCGAGGAGCCAGAUGUUCUGCUGCCGGAGAAGCUGCCGGCCAGUCCUCCCAGCAGCUGUGCGGAGUAUCCGACCGACUGGAGCCUGAAAACCCGGGCGCUCUUCACCUCCCCGCUGUCGUUGUCGUGGACGGAGCAGCCGAAGGCCCAGGAGGAGGCGGCGGGCCUCAGCAACAGCUGCAGAGCUCGGUUUGACGCUCUGCCGGAGGAUCUGGAGGAUCCCCGGUCCUGGUCUGAGGUCCGGUCCGCCUUCCAGCGGUGUCUGGUGUACUGGCAGCACCCGUCUCUGCCCUGGCUGUCCCUGUUCCCCAGGAUCAACGCCGAGAGGAACUUCUCUGGAAGGAGCGCCCCCUGGAGUCAGGAUACGACGGUGCAGGAGAGCCUCAUGAAGGAAUGGUCCAUCAGUUUGUCGUCUCUCUACAGCCUUUUAAAGGCAGGUCUGUGUCCGUACUUCUACGUCUGCUCCUAUCAGUUCACAGCGUUAUUCAGGACAGCAGGUCUCGCUGGGUCAGACCGCAUAACCGCCAUAAUUUCUCCCACAACGCACGGUCUCAGGGAAGCGAUGAAGACUGAAGGUGUGGAGUUCAGCCUUCCUCUGCUGAAGGAACGGAGCGGGGUCAAUGAGCAACUCAAAGUUCAACAGAGAGGAGAGGAGGAUGAUGAGGAAGAAAAAGAUCUCUUCCAGGUUGAGGAAGACGAUCAGAAAGGUGAUGGAUCCAGUCAAAAAAGAGAUGACAGCCUGUCUUGGCUAAAGGAGAUGGGAAUCCAGGACAAACUAGGGAAGCCUGAGUCCAUCAGCAUACAGAUACAGAAAGAAGGUCAGAGUCUUACCCUGGACCACAGACCAGAGUCUGCAGUGUGUGUGGAGGGGGCGCACACCUUCAACCUCAUCAACUUCCUGAUCAACUACCGGAGUGUUGUGGCUGCGGCCGGAUCUCAGACUGGUCUGCCACCGACCCUGCUGGCCCCCACCGCCUUCAGAGGCGCUACCAUGAAUGUGCUGAAGGGCCGCAGUGUGAAUGUGAAGAACUUGGUGGAUUAUAGCUACCACAACAUUAGCAGCCUGGAGCUCACAGGACCCAUCCUCCCUUCUUCUCUUCAUGCCAUCACAACUCUUCUUCAAACUGCACAAAAAGGCAACUUCUCUGCCGCUCUUUACACCCACACGCCGACUGCUGUCAUGAACAUAAAGACAUGUGAGGCUCAGUGUAGCAGCACAACAGGAAACGUGACUCAUUGCGGUCUUCCUCCUGCUUCCAUCGAUCACCUCCAGCGGCCUCCCACUCUGGGAAAAACCGCUCUGACCCACAUAGCGAUGGAGGACCACGCCUACACCUGGAAGAGCAGCUGAAACAGAGACACUGCAUUUAUUUUUAUAGAUUUUAUCACAAUCAAGCAUGUUUGCUGUUUAUUUUUUAGAAUGUAUUGACAAUAAAUCCUAUUUAAGCAAA
Messenger RNA from Cyprinodon tularosa, 1856 nucleotides. RefSeq names its product protein downstream neighbor of son homolog. Gene Ontology annotation, biological process: nuclear DNA replication. The record is from RefSeq and is a predicted model, not a curated record. The coding region runs from base 47 to 1756 and encodes 569 amino acids. Lineage: Eukaryota; Metazoa; Chordata; Actinopteri; Cyprinodontiformes; Cyprinodontidae. Gene Ontology annotation, cellular component: nucleus. The transcript is spliced from 12 exons.